GUUUUGAAUUUGAUCAUAUCCUUUAUUUUCUCUGGAUAUGUCGACCUUAAUACUGUACAGAAAAAAUGAAAAAAAUACUUUCUUUUUUCGAUUAUGAAUCAUUGUAUUGAAAAAGAAAGUAUUUUUCAUUUUUACUGUAUAGUAGUUUUAUGUUGAAAAUGACUGUUUAAAGUUGAAAUAUCCGGAGAAAAUAAAGGAUAUGAUGAAAUUCAUAACAGCUGCAUUAUCAAUCAUGUUUUUAAAAGAUACAUGGAAUGAAUAGUAUUUGUUGUUUUUGUUCUUCUUAGAUGUUGCUAAUAACCACCUCGUCGAUUUCACAUCAUCACCUGUCGCCAUUCCAUCACAGACUCAUGUGACACCUGAUGUUGAAACAACUCGUUUCGAUUCUCGUACAUCAAAAGCUUUUGCUCGUUCCCAAUUAGCGAAGCGAUUUUCAUCGGCGAACACUCAACCUUAUCAACGACAUAUACCUGUGCAGUCUUUGUCCAAUACAAACAUUGUAUCUGUCAAUAAUCCAACAAGUCAAGAUCAAUCGUCCUUAGCUGCUACGGUAGCAGCUAGUGUCGCUGUAUCAGUCACUCAACCAUUUUUAAAAUUACACAGUGAGUUUGAACAAAAAGUCAAAUCGGUUUUAGACAAAAUUCAAGAUGGCACAACCGUUGUUCAUCCAACAUUGGUACAACACGAGAAACCCAUAGUUGAUCGUUUUCAACAACAAAUGAAUGAUUGCAUCGAUACAAGAAUGAAAUAUAUGGAAAAAGUUCAAGAACAACAACAAAUUGUUCUAAAAGAAUUAGUUCAAGUUAUUGAUCAAAAAAAAUAUCAACAACAAACAAACACAAAAUCACCGAAACAACAAUAUUCACCUGAUUACAAUACGAAACUCUCAUUAUCGACAUCGAGAAAACAGGAGGAUAAUCAACAAUUGACUAAUCACACUGCCGCCGUUGAUCAAUUGGGAUUUUUAAACACUCUAAUCAAUCCGUCACCUCCCACUUCGCCACCAGUACGUCUUCAUUCAUUAAAAACAACCAGUCACAAAACUCAUCGUUCAUCAAAAAAGGUUCAUCAGUCCCAACCCUCAGCUGCUAAUAAUACAAAACGUCUUCGCGUCGGCCGUCCGUCAACUGGCCAAACUCAACGUCAUCGCAAAUCUCCUUCACCGCCUUUACUAAAAACAAAAUUCAACGUUCAUCGAUCCCUCUCACCCCCAUCGAAUCUUUAUCCCUGUUCGGUUUGUGAUCGAUCAAAAUCUCGUUCGCCAUCACCAUCGGACGCCUCACAUCCACGACCCUACAUUCCAUUACCAUUUCAAGAUCAUUCUCCACCUGAACGACCGCAUACAUCACAGACAAUGCAUUCGGAUGGAUUUAUCCCCCACGAUACCAGACCCAUUUAUUCAGCUAUUGAUGAAACGUAUUUACCAUUCGAUAAAUAUUUAAACAAUAAGGAUGCACCUACAUUGCAUGAACAACGAAAAGUACAAGAUGACGAUAAAUCAUCAAAUUUACGUUUAAUGUUAACCGAGUUAGAAGAAGCAAAGCUAAGAAUUGAUGAAAACUAUUCAACGUUAGAAAGACGAAAAAACGAUCCGUUAUAUUUGACACAUCUAGAAUUAGAAUCAAAGGAUAAAGCCAGAAUUUAUCGGUUGGUUGAUCGAUGUGUUAAAACAGUAACGAAGCAAGUUCAAGAAGAAGUUAGUCACAAUUUAGAAUUGGAAGAAAUCGCUUUUAGAGAACAAACGGAAAAAGAACGGGAAUUACAACAGAUGAAUAAAAAACAAACGAAGAAAAUAUUUUCAUCUCGUACACAAUUAGCAUUCGAUCGACAUUUAACACUGAGAGGGCAACAGAAUGUUUCACCACGUGACACAGGUGGUGUGAAAGUGCCAUAUAGUGAAGAAUUUAUGCAAAGUGUUUAUGGACGAUCGUUAUAUCAACGAAUUAAAAAAGAAGGAAAACAACCGUAUUUAAAACUGAAAGGAAUUAAACAACAACCACAAAUUCAAAAACAACCACAUCAGAUCGAUUACAUACCAGUCAAAGAAAAAAAGUCUCCGUCUGCCACAAUUCUUAAUCCUCCAUUGAUUGUUCAACGUCAAACUGAUCCACCUCAAAUCGAUCAUAGUAGUGAGGCAACAGUUCCCUAUCAAUUAUCUCGCAAUGCCAUUUUACUUGCUCGACCACAAGUUCGCGACACUAGAAUUCUUCAACCAAACUAUAUUCCGUCCACUAAUCAACCAUCCACAUUAGAGAAAAAACUCACCCAAAAUGUUUUACCAGCUGUUGAUAUUUUACCUUCAUCAUCGAAAAAAGUUCGAUUUGGACAAAAAACGGAAACAAUGAGACACGAUCAAGAUGAUGAUGACGAUGAGGAAGAAGAUGGACAAGGUGUGCAUUUACCAGGCUAUCAAACAGAUUUUGGUCCACCCUAUGAUGGAGUCAAAUUUCCUCCAACUGCACAACAGGAUCAAGGUUAUCAGGAUAGAAAAUAUGAUCAUUUACACACAGGUACAGUUGAUUGGUUAGAACAAGAACUGAUCGCUCGAUUUAUGUCUCAGUUGCAAUCACGUGAUCCACAACCACCGUCAGUUAAGAAACGUCACGAUUCACUCACAUCGUCGGAAUCGAGUGAUCACAGUCUUCAUUGUCGUUUACUCGAUGUACUGGGCCAAGAUGGAUUUCGUUUGUUUGUCGACAUGGGUCAACCCAUUGAUCAAGAUCUAAUUCAAGCUUUGACGAGAGAAGUUUUAGAAGAAAGAAUUGCACAAAUGAUUGGAUAUCAUACACCACGUGAGAGUAUUCAACUCGUACAACAGCCUAUACCACCGCAGCGAACAAUCACUCCAGUAACAACAAUAACAACAACAAAUCAUCAUUACGAUGAUGGAGUAUCUACACCACAACCAACGCCACCUCAUUCACCGAGGGUACCUGUUCAACCACCAAUAGUUCACACACCAGAAAUAACGGGUCAAGAAAUAUCGUUUGAGAGUGAAUCAGCUUCGACACCAAGCAGCGUUACACCACACGAAUAUAGCGAUCGUCCAUUACCUCAGAAUCAAAUUCAUGAUGUUCACACACCAGAUAGAACAAAUUCCCCUUCACCACCCACUACUCCUCAACCCAGUGUGCCAGUUGUUCAACCACUUCCAACACGAGUUGAAAAAAAGGAUGCAUCGACAAUGGCUGCUGUGGAAAUUCCACCUCCAACUGUCAAAGUACCUCCUCCACCAAUUCCAGUCAUCGUACCACCACCUAUCAAGCCCGUCUCACCUUCACCGUCUACAACAACCUUAUCCACAUCACCGACUCCGACAAUUUCAACGCCAACAUCUGUUAGUACACCCUAUUCAUUAGAUGAUAGUCCAUUUAGUGAUCACGCUUGGUUUGAACACCACAGUGAAGGUCAAAUAGAUGAAACACCACAAACCGAUUUAAUAUUGAAAAAAGCUCGUCAACGUUUACAACAACAAAGAAGUUACGAUGUUUUUUCAUCAUCUUAUCAUAAUAAUGGUGAUCAUACAUUAUCAGCUGGAGAAAUACAACAACCAUCACCAAACAUAACCUAUAGCGGCAGUAAAUAUGCUACUAAACCUCAUCCAAUCAUAACAACAGGGAUUACAACUACAGGUGAUGAUACCACUCCACCGUCGGAUGAUAGUAAUCAUUCAAAAAGUGAAGGUGAAAUCUCGUCCAGUAUGAUAAUGAAUCAACAAUCUCAAAUUCAUAUUCGAAUUCGAAAACCAAAACAAGGUUUUGUUGCACAAUCAUCAUAUAGAAAACAUCAUCGAAAUAAAGAGGAGAAAAAAGAUGACUCUUGA
Molecule: messenger RNA, 3823 nt
Organism: Didymodactylos carnosus
Lineage: Eukaryota; Metazoa; Rotifera; Eurotatoria; Philodinida; Philodinidae
Source: the annotation of a GenBank genome assembly